Molecule: messenger RNA, 2070 nt
Organism: Dunckerocampus dactyliophorus (ringed pipefish)
Lineage: Eukaryota; Metazoa; Chordata; Actinopteri; Syngnathiformes; Syngnathidae
Gene: foxg1a
Product: forkhead box G1a
Exons: 1
Coding region: 171-1457 (428 amino acids)
Biological process (GO): regulation of transcription by RNA polymerase II
Cellular component (GO): nucleus
Molecular function (GO): DNA-binding transcription factor activity; sequence-specific double-stranded DNA binding
Source: RefSeq, a predicted model, not a curated record
GACGCGCGCUUGUGUGUGUGUGUGUGUAUGCGUGUGUGUGUGUGUGUGUGUUUCCCUUUUUCUCCCCAAAGCGAACAUGAAAUAGUUUGUUGAUCUUCACUUUCCUUCCUUCCAUCCCCCCUUCCUUACUUCCUUCCUCCCUUCCCGUCCUGCUCGGAGGCUCAGUUCGGAUGAGUUCGGUGAUGUUGGACAUGGGAGAGCGCAAGGAGCUGAAAAUGAUCCCCAAGUCGUCCUUCACCAUUCACAGCCUGAUACCGGAGGCCGUACAGAGCGACAACCACCACAGCCACCCGCUCCACAACCAGAAUCCACACCGGGCCGCCGGCGGCGGCGAGGACGCCGAACACAAGCCCCCCGCGCCGCAGGACACCAAAGCGGAAGCGAAGAGCGACGCGGCGGGCCCGGAGGCGGCGGACGCGGCGGAAGACAAGAAGGAGGGCAAAGACGCAGACGCCGGUUCUGGCGGGAAGGAGGGCGACAAGAAGAGCGGAAAAUUCGAGAAGCCUCCGUUCUCCUACAACGCUCUCAUCAUGAUGGCUAUCCGCCAAAGUCCCGAGAAGCGGCUGACGCUUAACGGCAUCUACGAGUUCAUCAUGAAGAACUUCCCGUACUACCGGGAGAACAAGCAAGGCUGGCAGAACUCCAUCAGACACAACCUGAGCCUCAACAAGUGCUUCGUCAAGGUUCCGAGACACUACGACGACCCGGGAAAGGGCAACUACUGGAUGCUGGACCCCAGCAGCGACGACGUCUUCAUCGGGGGCACCACCGGGAAGCUCCGCCGGCGCUCCACUACCUCUCGAGCCAAGCUGGCUUUCAAACGGGGCGCCCGGCUCACUUCGGGCCUCACCUUCAUGGAACGGGCCGGUUCGCUGUACUGGCCCGUGUCCCCCUUCCUGUCCCUGCACCAUCCGCGGCCCGGCGCCACCAUGGGCUACAACGGGACGUCGUCGGCCUACCCGGGCCACCCCAUGUCGUACGGUACCGUGCUGGGCCACAACGUGGGCGCCAACCACGCGUCCUUUGCGCCGCCUAACGGACUGAGCAUGGAGCGCCUGGUCGGGGGGGACCUGCCCUACGCCACGCAUCACCUGACGGCGGCGGCCCUGGCGGCCUCGGCGGUGCCCUGCGGCCUGUCGGUGCCGUGUUCUGGUACCACGUACUCCCUCAACCCGUGCUCGGUCAACCUUUUGGCCGGUCAGAGCAGCUACUUCUUCCCACACGUCCCACACCCCCCCGUCAGCACGCAGAGCGGCGGCGGCGGCGGCGGCGGCGGUGGUUCGGUGCAGCCUUCCCGGGCCCCGGCCUCCGGUUCCCCACAGGCCGGUUCGUGUGACUCCCUGAGGCCGCCGAUGGGCGCCUCUCUGCCGGCCUUCUCCUCCGGACUCUCCGCCGGCCUGUCUGACUAUUUCACGCACCAGAACCAGGCAUCCACCCCGAACCCUCUCAUACACUAACACGGCCCGACGAACCUCGGCGAACCUGAAGGAGUUCCAACUGUAAGUUGAACAUUUUCAGUGUAAAAAAAAAGACAAAAGAAUAUAAAGUUUAGAAAGAAAGAAAAAAAUAAACAUCCGGGAAGUUUCCAGCUAUUUUUUAAUAAUAUUAUUAUUGUUGUUAUUAUUAAUAUUAUUAUAAUGUCUUCUUCUUCUCCUUGAACUUGUGUGUACAUAGUGCGUGUGCGUGUCAUGUCAGCGAGGUGCACGGAGCAGCUCGUUUUAACUUUCAGUAUUAUUUUGAUUAUUUACACGUUAUUGUUGUUAUUAUUAUUUUAUUAUUAUUAUGUCUACUUGUUUGGACCUGCUGGUUCGGUUGGCUCGUGUCCAACGCUGAGCACGCGCACGUUCUGUCUGAUGCUGAGUGACACGUGCACGAAUGUCCUUGUUGGACUUUUUAGUGAAGACAAAAUGUCCAACAUGCUUGUAAACUUUGUUCCUCUGUCUUUCAAUGUCGUCUUGAGAUCCUACAACGUCACGUGUCCUCCUCCUCUUCCUCCUCCUCUUCUUCUCCGUGUGUUUUUUCAGAGCAGGAAGUGUUGAAGUGUUAGAAAUAAAGUUAGCUUACCUUGUU